Molecule: messenger RNA, 1282 nt
Organism: Athalia rosae (coleseed sawfly)
Lineage: Eukaryota; Metazoa; Arthropoda; Insecta; Hymenoptera; Athaliidae
Product: cell division cycle-associated protein 7-like
Exons: 3
Coding region: 140-1084 (314 amino acids)
Biological process (GO): regulation of DNA-templated transcription
Cellular component (GO): nucleus
Source: RefSeq, a predicted model, not a curated record
AAAGGUCAAGUACUAUUUUUGUUUACGAAGUUUUGCAUUCUGCCGGUUGUUUAACUUGCACGUACGUACGUUGAAAAUUAUUUACUAUUCAAGUUGGAAAUAGGAUAAUAUUUAGAAUUUAUAAAAACUUCUGUAAAAUAUGGAAGAUGAAGAUUAUGAUGCUAUCAGGAGGAAUAAUAUCGCAGAAAGGGAUGCAUUUUUUUCAGAAAUCUUCAAAGACUUUAAAAAAGACCAAGGGGAUCCAAGGAUAGAGGAAAAACCGUUUCGAAGAACCCUCGAAGUUUCGGAUGCUGAAAACGAAGAGAAAUAUCUGCCUCCAAGGAAACGACGCAAACCAAAUGGCUCCGAAAGCAGAAGUUGGCGGCCAAAGCAGGUGAAGUUGGAAUUUCACCGGAAAUAUAAUACGCGGAGCCGUGCGAAAAAAGGCAUAACUACGUCUGAUUCAGAAGAUUCGAGUGACGAGGAUGAUGGCAGAAAACGACGUAGGGGAGCAAAGUUGCAAGUUCUUUUCCCAUGGGCAGUUCCUUUUGAGAGAAAAAUUGCUAUGAUGAAAUGGAACUUGUUUGGCCAAGACGAUAAAGACGACGAUGAGAACGAACGAAGUUACAAAACUAGUGAAUCCUCUGAUGAUGAAUACCAUAGGAAAAAAAUUGUCCAUCGAGUAUUAAAGUCAGCAUACAAUCCAGAUAGCAUACCAUCCCCAGAUGAAAUAACUGAGGCACAGUUAUCAAACAUUGCAGAAAAAAAUUCUGGAAAAAUAUACAAUGCAAAGAAUGGUACAAGUUGCCAUCAGUGCAGACAGAAAACUAUGGAUACAAAAUCUGUAUGCAGAUCUGGCGAAUGCAUCGGGGUUAGGGGUCAGUUUUGCGGCCCUUGUUUACGCAACAGAUACGGAGAAGAGGUUGCGAUAGUUUUAAAAGAUCCGAAAUGGGCUUGUCCCCCAUGCAGAGGACUCUGUAACUGCAGUAUAUGCAGAACGCGCAAUGGGCAAUGCCCGACAGGAAUUUUAGCUCCCGCUGUACAGGAACGAGGAUAUACAUCUGUGCAGGAAUAUCUUGAAUCUAUAGGUGCCGAGAAUACGUAAUUAUUUCGAAUUGUAAAAAUAUGUCGGAUGAGUACAGAGUAGAAAUUGUUGUUUGCUCAUGUUCCUAAAGGUGAUUUUAAUGAAUUUUAAUAACGAUUACCUUAAAGUUACUAAAAUAUUCUAUAAUUUCUAUAACGUGAUUGGACCGUGCCUUGAUAAAUGACAAACACCUUACUAUUAAAUAUAAGUUUUUAAUCA